Melanotaenia boesemani (Boeseman's rainbowfish) is the source of this 10036-nucleotide messenger RNA. RefSeq names its product helicase with zinc finger domain 2-like. The record is from RefSeq and is a predicted model, not a curated record. The coding region runs from base 185 to 8887 and encodes 2900 amino acids. Lineage: Eukaryota; Metazoa; Chordata; Actinopteri; Atheriniformes; Melanotaeniidae. The transcript is spliced from 20 exons. Gene Ontology annotation, molecular function: RNA nuclease activity; RNA binding; 5'-3' DNA helicase activity.
GAAAAACGAAACUCAGUGAUGAGGAGGACCGCUCCCGAUGACAUAUAGGUGGAAAUAUUCGAGAGCCACCAUAGUUUUCAUGCUUAUCCCCAUCAUCCAGCUGCUCAGACCAAAUGAAGAAAAGCUGGACACACUGAUGGGUUAGAACAUUCUGCGCUGAUGUUAGCAUUGUUACCGCAUCACCAUGUCGGUGAGCGACUCCAUCCUGUCUUCUCUGCUGUCAACUCAUGACCUGAAAUUAGCCUGCUCGUGCUGCUCUGUCCAGAAUAAGCAGGUGACGUACACCAUCAGAUCUGUCCAGCACCAGUGUGCGCACACGUUGCUGCUCUGCAGGGUCAAAGGUGGCAGCCUGUGGAGGCCCAUUUCCAGACGACCAACGCUCCCAAUUCCGAACCGCUAUGAAGUCUGUUGGCACUUUAAGGAGGGCCUCGGCUGCACGGUGCACAAGAACCGCUGCACCUUUGCAAGUAGCAUUGAGGAAGCUGCUGUGUGGAACUUUGAAAAGCAGCAUAGGCUUGACCACCAGCAUCUCUGUAGGCUGUUAACCCUGUCUGAGCGAGGACCUGAGCAGCCAAACAGCGCUGCUCCAGUACCUGCUCUAUCAGCAGUUCUCAAUCUGAAGGCUGCGUGUAAUUUGUGCUCUGUCAAAGUAAACGAAAAAACCUAUGAAGUCCUGACAGUUGUACACAAGUGUGAGAGGAAUCUACUCUUAGCCAAAGACAAAGUCUCCAGGCAGUGGAAGCACAUCUCUGAGCGGCCCACCGGUGGAAAGAUCGGUUCAAAUGUUCUCUACAAAGUCUGUGACUAUUUUGUGGAGGGUUCAGGAUGCACUCAGCACAUUUUGGGUCAGGGAUGCACUUACGCCAAAAGUUCUGAAGAGGCUGUCAUAUGGAACUAUUUAAGAGAGCAUAGGAUAGAUCAAUCUGAGUUAAUCCGACUCCUGGCUGAGUCAGAAUCUGUUCCGAUAACACCUGAACGAGCAGCUGAAAAAAUCCUCCAGCAGUUUUCUGGAGAAUUUGUUCAGCUCUGCAAACAUUGCUUUAAUGAGCGUCCACAGAAACUGACGACUAAACGUUGGAACGAAACUUGCUCUGCAGAUGCAGCGCACACCUGGGACCCAGUCUUAGUUCAUCACCUGUCAGAAAACACAAAGCACAUCUACAACCAAAUCCGCUCUCUUCCCAACAACUGCCAGUUUAAGUUCUGCAGCCAUGUCAGGCAAGGAAAGCCCUGCUGGCACCAGGCCGGCCACUGCCACGCAGCCCAGAGUGAGGUGGAGAUGGCUGUGUGGAAGGCGGAGCACAGUGGGCUAUCCGUUCAGCCUUACGUCGUGCAGCUGAGCCCGUCGCAGAAGACCCAGUCCAGACAUGUCUCCAUGUUCUGCAAAGUUUGUCUCCUGGUGCUGUCCUCUCCAGAGAGUUUCUACAAGCACUGCUCCUCCUCAGAGCAUGCCCAGCUGCUGGCCCAGGACACCACCACCAGGUGGAGAAAACGCCAGCCUCCACACAGCCGGCGGGCCGAUUUCUGGCUCUGUGACAGACCACAGAGCUGCGAAUAUGGUCUUUACUGUCCCAAAGCUCACUCUGAGGAGGAGCUGCAGGAGUGGAUGAUGCGAGCUGCAGACGAGGAGGAGAUCAGAUGCAGCAUCCAAGACCAGGGCCUCAUGUGCUACAACCAGAGGCUACUGGACGAGUACAGGAACAGCAGCGGGGACGGGGACACUAUGUGUGAACAAGUUGACGACGUCACCGUCUCCUGUGAUGAAGAUCUAAUUGUGGAGUGUGAGGAGGUUGGAGCAGCCUUGAAGUGGAACUUCCAAGUUGAGACAGAGAGACAGCUUGUGCACGUGGGGUUGUUGAAGCAGGAACCAGGAGCUUGGUUCAGCCUGGAUGACAGCAGCUCUGUCCAGUGUGUCUACUUGUCAGAUCAGCAGAUUGUCAGCGGAAAUGGGACCUACUCCAUCACUGUGUCAUUUACAUCUGUCCACCCAGGCCUGUAUGAACAGUGGUUAGUCAUGGACUUUGACAUGAGGCCGGUGCUCCUGAAGAAACUCAAAGUCAGAGUAGGCGAGUUGUCAUCAGAUGAACCUGAACAGCCAAGCUCAUUUCAAGGAGCCACCUUUCAAAGUGUAGAACGCUGGAACAGAGGGAACAGGGUGGUCAUCCCCUGUUCAUCCAGGACAGAAGAACAGGAGGAGCUCCUUAAGAAGUACAAGCCCCAACAGAUGAAUUACAUGCACAAAUCCUCCCACAAUAAACCAACACCUCUGACCAAGGACAACUACAGAGAAAAGAUGCACCAAUUCCUGUAUGAUGAGGAGCAAGCAGAGGACCAGGUGGUCUCCAGGCUAAAUGUUUGUGGAGUAAUGACAACAACAGACAAGUUAAACAGUGCAUGGCCUCCUCCAGGAGAGCUGUUCUGUUCAGUGCCAAUUCCCUGUAACCUCACAGUGGAAAGCCCUGAGGGACUGGUACUGAAACGAAGCAUCCGCUCAGCUCUGAUAGCCCCUUUGAACUCCCAUCAUCCAAACUCUAAAGUCUAUGAAGCCAGCGUUCUGACAUACAGAACUAUCAGAAGCCACUUGUAUUUGCAGUUGUCUAAACAAUGCUGCUCUGAUCUGAAGCUCAGAGGCAGUGAGUCGCACCAGGUGGAGGUUCAGUUUCAGUUGGACCGCCACAGCUUCUGCACCAUGCACAAAGCUGUAGACCUCCUUCCUGACACAAGCAGAGUUCUUCCAGACCUUAGGAAGUGUGGUGUUCCUGUCAGCGAUGUCGCCUACAAGGAGCUCAACCCAAAGCAGCAAUCAGCAGUUGCCUUCACUGUGGGGAACUGUGAUGGGAAACAGUCUGUGGCACCUCUCCUCAUAUAUGGACCUUUUGGAACAGGGAAAACCUUCACCUUAGCAACAGCUGCCAUAGAGCUUUGCAAGCUCCCUCACAACAAAGUGCUGAUCUGCACCUAUACAAACAGUUCUGCAGACCUGUACGUCAGAGAUCACUUUCAUCCUUUCAUCAGAAAGAACCAAAAUGGACUAAGGCCAAUUCGAAUAAAAGCUAACAAACAUGGCAGCGCUUUUUCUGCCACUGACAAGAUCACUCUGAAAUACUGUUUCCUCUCAGAGGACAGACAGCAUUUCCGGCCACCUACUAAAGCAGCCCUGGAUGACCACAACAUAGUCAUAACUACCACAACAAUGGCGAGACAUUUUCAUGAGCUAAAGCUUGCAGUGGGAUAUUUCACCCACAUUCUCAUUGAUGAAGCCUCUCAGAUGCUGGAAUGUGAAGCCUUGAUGGCUCUUGGUCUUGCAGGGCCAAACACUCGAGUGGUCUUAGCUGGUGACCACAUGCAAAUGGGCCCCCAGCUUUUCUCAGUGGAAGAUCACCGUCGUUCAGAUCACACAGUCCUGACUCGCUUGUUUCAUUACUAUCAAGGCCAAAAGUGUGAUGCAGCCCAGAGCAGCCGCAUCAUCUUCAGUGACAAUUACCGUUCAACCAAAGAAAUAGUGGAGUUUGUGUCCACCCAUUUCUAUGUUGGUAAAAACGAUGUCAUUACAGCUGCUGGAGAUAUUCCAGCUCCUGCAAAUGGCCAUGCCCUGAAGUUCCGCCAUGUCAGGGGGAAAUGCCUCUUGGACACUAUGUCCAUGUCCUGGUACAACAGACAAGAAGUUGCUGAAGUGCUCAAAGCCGUCAAAGAUAUUCUCACACACUGGCCACCAACCUGGGGGCCCAAGGCCCAGACAUCCAUCUGUAUUCUGUCAGAAGGUUUCCAGGUUCCACAAAUUAGGUCAUCACUCUCGAGUCAAUGUCUCUCUGAAGUCAAUGUUGAAACUCUUGCAAAUGUCCAAGGAAAACAGUUCAGGGCAGUCAUUCUGACAGCUGUACAGACACGUGACAGCCUUGAAACAUCCCACCUGCCUGGUCUGCCACUGUUCAAUGAUGCCCGGGUGUUAAACACGGCCAUGACCAGGGCUCAGUCUCAGGUGGUUGUAGUUGGAGAUGCUGCGGCCCUCUGUUGCUUUGGAAAAUGCUCACGAAUCUGGAAGAGCUUCAUAGACCACUGCAUCAGCAACAAGAGCAUUGCACCGCUACAUUACUCCAAAGACUUCUUUGAAAAAGAUGUCAUGGAAACUUCUAGGUUUCAAAAGGUUGAACAUGUGGAUGAGAGCAACAGUCUUAGCGAUGCAAUUCUUCAGGAGCUGAAAGAUGAAUAUGAACAGCUGAAAACAGAGUACAGCUCAGAUGAAGACAUUUCGGGAUGUGAAGACUCAAACCAGAAGUCAAGGGAAUCAUACAAAGUGACUGAUGUUCAGAAAGAUCUCUUGGAGUUAUGUGAGAAAUAUCCACAAACGUACAAGCGAGGAAAGUUAGUCAGGGAGUUAUACAACAGAGGUUAUGUUGUACCAUUUCAUGACCAGACCAGACAGAUCAGUAUCCAGGGGAGAGCAAAUCUAGGGAAGGCGUUCACAGGAGACGAAGUGGUUGUACAAAUACCAAGUGGGAAACAGGCAGCAAGGGUGGUUAGUGUCAUCAAGACAGAUGAAUCUGCACGUGAACUGGUUUGCUUUCUUGAGGGUGCGGAUCACAGCAAGACAGGAAAUAACGUUUCAAGCAUUUUUAUCAAAAGAAUGAUGGUACCCUUCAAAAGAAGUGCACCUAAAGUUUGCAUUCUGAUCAGCAAAAAAAAACGCAACUUCAUACCAAUAUGGGAGGAAACUGAAGGGUACAGGACCAUCAAAGAAUUUCUGCCUCUGAAAGAAAUCAGAGACAGUGUCUUUGUAGUGCAAGUGAUUGGCUGGAAAGAUACUUGUUUCUAUCCUCUGGGGAAUGUAACAGAUAUUCUCCCAAAAACUGGACCUGGGAAUGACAGGUUUUGGCUGCUGAAAGAGGAGUUUGGAGUUGCAGCCACCCCAGCUGAAACCACUGAAGGCCUGUCCAUGGCAGAUCAAGAUGCUUCAUAUAGACAGAAUGAAACAAAGACUUUCACUUUCACUGUUGAUCCAGCAGAAGCAGCAGAUCUAGAUGAUGCCAUCAGUGUCAGGGAUACAGGAGACCAUUAUGAGUUGGGAAUCCAUAUUUCAGAUGUGGCCAGUUUUGUAAGAGCAGGUAGUCCAUUAGAUACGAAUGCAGAAGAACAAGGUUGUACAAAGUAUGGUAAAGGACAAAGUCCCAUUCACAUGUUCCCUGAGAGCUUGAGCACUGGAUGCCUCAGUCUUCUGAAAGAUCAGGAUCGUAGGGUGAUCUCACUCAUGUUCAAAGUGCAAAAGGAAACACAUGAGAUUGACGGUAAGCCCAUAUUUCAGCUGUCCAUGAUCAAAUCUGACAGGCAGCUAUCUUAUGAAGAGGCUGAGGACAUCAUCUCCCAAAGAUACAAAGAAAAGUGCAAGUUUGAUACACUGGAGGACUGUGUCAGUGUGGCCUACUGCUUUACAAAAGCCAGAAGGAGGAGUAGACUUUCAGACUGGGCUUAUUCUCAGUGUGAUGACAGAUUGCCUGGGAAGCGCAAAGCUCAUCUGAUGAUUGAAGAAAUGAAUGUGUUAUUUAACGCACAUGCCGCAGACACUUUGCUUGAUUCCGACAGAACCAGGUCCUACAUCCCACUCCGCUGUCAGAAGGAACCAGAUUCCGACAAGAUAGAAAAUUUCAAGAAGGAAUGUGGAAAAUUAAUUCCAUUGUCUUUUCAUGUGCGGCCCAAAGUUAACGUUGAUGAACAGGUCGAAGGACAUGAAAGUUUCCGCAUACUUACUGAAGUGUGGGAAGAUAUUCUGUCAGCUGUCAGAGCUGAUGAUGUAGACAAAAUGGUGGACUUGGUGGCUGCAGAUGACAUUCAUCCUCUGCUCCAGCCAGUCAUCAAUCAGUUCAAACGAUGCUGCAGUAAAGCGUAUGUCAUGCGCUCAAACUCCUCACCUGAAGCACAGGUUGGCCAUUAUUCUCUGAGUUUACCGGCUUAUACACAAGCUUCAUCACCCAUAAGGCGCUACAUGGAUAUCAUCUUGCAAAGACUCCUGCACUCAGUCAUAUGUGACAAGCCUGUCCAGCACACUCGAACAGAGAUCACAGGUCUGUGUAGUCAGUUUGAUCUCAACAUCAAGAAAGCCAAAGAUUAUGAGCAAAAGACUGAGCAGGUCUUCUAUGCAGUAAGCAUGAAGACACAAAGUGCCCCAAAGUUAGCGUUUGUUGUUUGUGCGGAUCAGGAAGCAGGCAGUUUGGCCAUUUCAUUUCCUUUCAACAGGAAUAUAUUUCCUGUUACCAUGUUGGUCAUGUACAAUGAUUUACAACUAGAGGACCAACCGAUUUCUGACGAAGCAAGUCGCAGCAUCACACUCAAAUGGAAGAGACGGAUCUAUGCAGCUGACUCCAUGCCAGUCCAGGAGCUGAAUUUGAUGCCAGCUCAUGGUCCAUAUGUUAAGGUUCCAAUGACAGUAUGGAGAAGUGUAAGUCAAGCAAUUGAAGAGAAAAAUUUUGAAGAUGCAAAGUCUCUCUUGAUGAAUGCUAAUGCAAGGAAUCAGAUUAUUUUGCCCCCACGCUCUGCACCUCCUCUUCCCCAGACUAACACAUGUUCCUCUGAGGUUCAACAAGCUUCCAGCAAACAAAGUGAGCAUUGGGUUGACAUUCUCCUCCAGCUGCAGCCAGGUGACACUCUUAAGGUCCAAAUGACCUCUGAGGAGAAGAGAAGUUCCAGCAUACCCUGUGUUCAGUUGGUGCACAUCAGACCAAAGUUUGAGAUUUGUGUAGACCACGUCCACAGCCCCAUCACAUGCUUCUCCAAAGUUGCUCAUGAUCUAUCGAGGACCGACUAUGCUGAUAUUGAGCAGUAUGUGCAUAUCUGGAAACCAAUGUGUAAGAUGGAGUCUGCCUCCACUGCAGUGGACGAAAGCGACAGCAUCAUCAUCGAGAACCUGGUGGUGAACCUUAGACAAGAGCAGACUGGCAUGCUAACAGGAAACUUCUUCCUACAUGAAAAGUGGAUCAAGGAAUGGGUCAUCGAAUGCAACCUUGCACAGUGCUUUUUGUGCAUACGAAAAAGAGGUCUGAAGUUGACAUCAGUGCAGGAACACUCUGCACAGGUGGACCCAAAAGAGUAUACGUGGGUGGCCCACGGUAUCACAAGGACUGUGGAUGAAAAAAAAAAUGUCGGAAGCAAAGUGGAGUUCUAUGCCAAUCACUUGCCAAUGGAAAACAUUCCUGAUUGUGUUUUUGAGAAAGACACUCGUUUCACAGUUGAAAUAAUCCCAAAGCUCCUGCCUGACAUCCGGAAAGAAAAUGCCGUUAACAACCUGAGAAAAGCAUGUAACCUUGUUCAGAGCAUUAUACUUGGACAUCGAAUCCCAAAAGAGGUUCAACAGAGGAGUUUCGUAAAACAUCAAAUCAGGAACAAAAAGCUAUCGAGCAGACUGCCAGAGCUCAACGACAGUCAGAAUAUUGCUGUGGCAACUGCUCUAAAUAAUACCUUCACACUUAUACAGGGACCACCUGGAACUGGAAAGACAGUGGUGGGGGUGUACAUGGUGUGGUGGUUUUUUGAGAUGAACUCCACAAAGCCAAGAAAGUUUGAUGACCCAAAAGACAAAGAUAAGGACAAAAAAGAAGUUAUUCUAUACUGCGGCCCUUCGAACAAGUCUGUUGAUGUUGUAGCAGAGUACCUGAUGCGGUUAAAGGAGAGUCUACGGAUCCUCAGGGUCUACAGCCAGCAAGUAGAGAUGCUGGAUUAUCCUUAUCCAAACUGCACUCUGCAGUUUUCUCCAAGAACCUUCCGCCAAGAUCGUUCUAAGCCAGAGCUCAGGAGCAUCACUCUGCACCACCGCAUGCGAGAGGAGCCAAACCCUUCUGCAGGUAAAAUAAAGAAGUUCGAUGAGAGAAUUCGAGUUGGAGAAGAGUUGACUGAUGGCGAUGUGGAAGAAUACAAAAGACUCCUCAAAGACGCUCGAGCAUAUGAGCUUAAACAGCACGACAUCAUACUGUGCACAUGCACACAGUCGUCCACCCCCAGCCUGAUCCGCAAUGUCAGCGCACGGCAGAUUCUCAUUGAUGAAUGUGCAAUGGCCACUGAACCACAGGCCCUGAUCCCGUUAGUCUGCAACAAACCUGAACAGAUUGUUCUGAUUGGUGACCACAAACAGCUGCGACCCAUUGUGAAGAAUGAUCAUGUGAAGAAACUGGGGAUGAACAAGUCUCUUUUUGAGCGGUACUACGACAAACUCCAUGGAAACAGGGCUGUGAUGCUGGACACUCAGUACAGAAUGCAUGUGGACAUCUGCAAGUUCCCAUCAGAAGAGUUUUAUGAUGGAAAGCUGCGGACUGGUGUGGAGCAGCCAAGCAGUGUCCUACGUGUUGAAGACCGGACGAUGCCUGUGGUCUUUGGACACAUAAAAGGAGAGACUGUCCGUCUGGUGGUCAAGACUCACAAGGGCAACAACAACUCCAAAGCCAACCAGAGGGAGAGAGACGCAGUGGCAAAGAUUGCAGAGAUGUUGGUGCGGGAAGCCAAAGUGAAGGAGAAAAGUAUCGUGGUGCUUUCACCCUACAAUGCCCAAGUAUCAGAGAUCAGCGACGAGCUAAAGAAGAGGAAACUGGGAGGAAUCACAGUAACCACCAUCACAAAGAGCCAAGGGAGUGAAUGGAGUUACGUCAUUUUAUCAACGGUGUGCUCCCUUCCAAGCAAAGAGAUUAUGCCCGAACCCGACCGUUCCUGGUUGUCCAAACAUGUGGGCUUUGUGGGAGACCCCAACCAGAUAAACGUGGCCAUCACCAGGGCCAAGGAAGGACUCUGCAUCAUCGGCAACCAGAAGCUGCUGAGAUGCAGCAGAACGUGGAAUAAGCUCCUCCAGAACUACAGCGGUGUUGAUGCAGUCACCAAAGCUGAGAAGAUAUCAGUUCACGGUCACCGCUGAUCUUUCCCUCCGAUCGCUCCUCAAUGAGCAGCACCGGCUUUUCACAGUCAUUUUAUUUUAUCUUAUUUUAUGGAACCUUUAUCAAACCAGGCAGACAGAUGACAAAACAGACUCAGUUGUUGAAGACGGCUCAGAGGCCGGUUUGGAUCACUGCAGUAGCUCUUAAAUGUGCAGAUUUCUACUGUAUAAAACUCUCUGCAGUGUUUUUUAUGUAUGUGGACAGCCCUGUCUUUUUUAAUAGAAAUGAUUUCUUUUAACAUUUGACCAGUCUUUUCAUAUUGUGGGUGAUUCUUGUGAUUUUUAUACUGUGUGAUAUUUUUAUUGCUUGCUUAGCUGCUUUUCUUCAUUAUUAAAGUGUAACUCCAGCCCCUACUUUUUGCAUAACUCCACCCACUGCCACAUUUUGAAAAAUUGCCAGAAACUGCAAGGGUCGGGGUGCGAGGUGUGGGGGGGUCUGGGGGCAGAGGGUGGGUGGGUCACAAAUACACUGGCAGAAAUGAUUGACAGUCAGCGGCUCAGCGGCCACUAGCAAGAUGGAAAGCAAGAUUCACAAAGCACCCACGCCACAGAGCGGUAUUUGAGGUGGAAGACUUUUGCCCUCCUGAAUCUCCUCAGCUACACAUGAACAAGGUGGUCCUGAACCGUAUCAGUCUAAGCCGUUAGUGCUCUGUGCUGCCUGUGUCAACAACUCGCGGCAGGUUGUGGUAGCUGCAGGAGUGUAGCUGUAAGCUGCUGCUGCCCCGAUGUGAGCUGCUCCUUGUCGCCAGGUGAGGAUCAGCAGGUAAAAUCCAGUGUUACUUUUACACCCCUGAAAAGCACAAACCCGUCCAGUUCACAUCCAUGGGCGUGGUUUCUAUGCCUGCAAGGUGGAAACCUGCUUUUUUUUUUUGCAUCUGGAGGAGGGGCUGUGAGGAUUUUAAAAUUUUCUCAUGACACAGGAGAGGAGCACCAAGUUUACCUCUUCUUCAUGGAAAAAGAAAACCUGGUUUUUCCCUGUAGGGGGCGUUUUGAGUAAUUUUUUACCCACAAAAUCCAGUUUUUAAAGAAAUUAAAAAAUACAUUUUUAACAACUGUAUAGGUGGUUUUCAUCACAAUUAAUAUGUUAGGAUGCACUAUCUUUAAAUGAAGAUUAAAACAUUUUAUCAAGCU